UUGUCUCUACUUCCUGCUGCUUGCUGCAUGCUUCUCUAUCAGCUAUACAGCUGUUCCUCAAAAAAUAACAGUGCAGACGGGCAUGAAGGCAACACUGCCCUGUCCUCAUAAGAAAGGGGAUGUAACAUGGAGUUGGCAUAUGGAUGGUAAUGGUAAAACUCUGCCUCUUGUCACUAUAGAAAAUGGCAAAGUGAACAUCAUUGACAGGCGCUUUGGUUCCGGAUCAGAUAAUUCACUGGUGAUAGAAAAUGUUACACCUGAUCUUGAAAAAAUGUAUUUUUGUAAUAAAGUCCGGAUAUAUCUCGAAGUAAUGAAGGAUCCUAACAUGGUGGAUCCUGAAGCUGGAUAUAAAAUAGUCACUCAGAGAAACAAGGGACUGGGUGUUGACUCAGGACAGGAGGGAACCACUGCAGAACCAGAGAACCAACCACGAUCUGACUUUUGGAAAGUACCUGUUGGUGUAGUGGUUGGUGCUGCUUUGGUGCUUCUGGGGAUCAUAACCCUGAGACACUUCUCCAAAAACAGAGAAGAGAGAAAUCCCAACGAGGACGAAGCUGAACCUGAGAGGAUCUACGAGGAGAUUAAAGAUAGUGAGCAUCAGCCUGGGAGGGAGCCUUAUGGUGGAAGUCCUUAUUACUGGACAAGCAUUGAAACACCAACUACACAUUACAAUAAUAACAAGUACAACAGUGUGAACACACCAGCAGCUGAAGGAGGCAGCAGGGAGGAGUGUGUGUAUCACCUCGCCCAAUUUCCACUUCACACAGGAAAUCUCAGCGAAUAAACUUCUGGUAAAUUCAGCCUGUACAUGAAGCGGGUCACCACACCUCUCCAGCCGUGUGAAAAACACCCAAAUACCGCUGUGUUUUCUAAGAAGGGGACUUUUUACAGGAAUCUGUAGAGUGUCAAAAUGUUUUUUUGUUUGAUGCCUGAAUAUAAAAGAUGAGAAUCAACAAGCAACUGAUAUUUGGAAACCCCUUUAAAUGUCAUAUGCAGGCUCAUAAGCAAAGGAGUGCCACAUUUAUCCUUAAAACCCAUCACAGCUAUCAGUUGUUUUCAGGAAGGAAGUUUAAAGAGACAGGUCCUAUGUCUUUUCCUAACCACUUCCCUGAGUCUAGAUGAAAAACGUGAAGAGGUUAAGGAAAGAUGUAAAGGACAAUUCAUCAGGAAAGCUGUUUUGUGUUGUGGAAUCAAUGACAAUAAAUGAACCUUGUAAACA
Molecule: messenger RNA, 1219 nt
Organism: Gymnodraco acuticeps
Lineage: Eukaryota; Metazoa; Chordata; Actinopteri; Perciformes; Bathydraconidae
Exons: 2
Coding region: 83-784 (233 amino acids)
Source: RefSeq, a predicted model, not a curated record